Molecule: messenger RNA, 2208 nt
Organism: Brassica oleracea var. oleracea
Lineage: Eukaryota; Viridiplantae; Streptophyta; Magnoliopsida; Brassicales; Brassicaceae
Product: rop guanine nucleotide exchange factor 14-like
Exons: 8
Coding region: 308-1999 (563 amino acids)
Molecular function (GO): guanyl-nucleotide exchange factor activity
Source: RefSeq, a predicted model, not a curated record
CAAUAAAUGUUCUCAGCAGCCAAACUCCAUCCCUCUCCUACUUUAUUCUUCUUCUUCGAUUUACUAUCUCAGCUAUAUGGACGAAUGUGGUUGCUUUUAAACGUCAGGCUCUUCUUUCUUUAGUAUUGUCUUCCUUCAGAGAUCGAGGGACCAGAUGGUGUUGGUAUAUUUAAUAGUAUCACCUGAUUAAGAAGAAGAAGACUUGUUUUUUAAGUAAUAAACAAGGAGAAACGCAAACUUGGUAGCUUUUGUUCUCUCUGGUUUUAAGAAAGAUUCACAAAGAAUUAACAAAAAGAAGAAAGAAAAGAUGAUGCUGGUGAGAAGAAGGUUGGGUUGCUGCAGCAGGGAUAGGGAGAUUAGCAUUGAUUUCGAUGAACAAGAUAGAAUGAUUACAUACGACGGCUUGGAAGCUUGUAUUAUCAACAAUCAAUCAUAUGAAGAAGAAGAAGAAGAAGAAGAGAGUGGAACAAACGGAUGCCUGACAGAUUCAUUGGACGAUGAUGCAUUCUCAAGCUGUUCAUCAAGCAAAGAGGCAUCCAGCUCUUUUUCUUCAAAAUGGUUACCAAUGAAGACUGAGGAGCGCAGUUGCGAUGGUUUGAACUUACCCGGAAGGUCCAAACAUUUUGAUGGUAAGGAGAAACCAAGCAGCAAUGUCUACUGCCAUUUGGAUGUGGAAGCUAUGAAGGAGAAAUUCUCAAAGCUAUUGCUUGGCGAGGAUGUCACUGGGGGAUGCAAGGGUAUCCAAGUAGCUUUGGCUUUGUCAAAUGCUGUUACACAUCUCGCUAACUCGAUAUUUGGCGAGCUCUGGAAAUUGGAACCUUUGUGUGAGGAGAAGAAACAGAAAUGGAGAAGAGAAAUGGAUUGGCUACUUUCUCCAACUAACUACAUGAUUGAGUUAGUCCCUACUAAGCAAACUGAUGCCAAUGGAAGAUCAAUUGAGAUAAUGACACCGAAAGCACGUGCAGACAUUCACAUGAAUCUCCCAGCUCUUCAGAAACUGGACUCCAUGCUAAUUGAGAUACUGGACUCAAUGGUGAACACAGAGUUUUGGUAUUCAGAAACCGGUAGUAGAGCUGAGGGGACGAACAAGACUACAAGCGAGAGCAAGAGAUGGUGGCUUCCAUCACCACAAGUGCCCAAACCUGGUCUCUCUAACUCAGCAAGGAAGAAGUUGCUAGACAAGGGCAAAGUUGUUUAUCAAGUCUUCAAAGCUACAAAGUCCAUAAACGAAAACGUUCUUCUUGAAAUGCCAGUACCAUCCAUUAUCAAGGAAGCAAUACCCAAAUCUGGAAAGAACAGCCUGGGUGAUGAACUGUACAAAAUGUUGGUUGCUGAAUCCGGAACAAUAGAUGAAAUCCUUGUAUCACUCAAGCUGGGGGCGGAACAUACUGCACUCGAGACUGUUAACAAGUUAGAAUCUGCUAUAUUUGCAUGGAAGGAAAGGAUUACAGAGCAAGAGAGCAACGGUAAAUCUCCUGCGAGGACACCAUGGUCAUUUGGUAAAGAUCCAUUGUCUGACACUGGUCGGAAUGAGUUAGUCUUGAGCAGAGCAGAAGCACUUAGAAGUCAGAUCAAAUCCAAGUACCCUAAUCUUCCGCAGUCGUUUCUUGAUGCCACAAAGAUUCAGUAUGGCAAGGACAUAGGUCAUGCGGUUCUUGAGGCAUAUUCAAGAACACUUGCUAAUUUGGCGUACAGGAUACUUUCAAGAAUGGGAGAAAUAUUGAAAGAAGAUUCUUUAAGUAACCCAAACUCUCCUGCGCCACCGAGUUGUUUCCCUAGCUCUCGUGAUCUUUACAGAACACCUGAGAGGCCUUUGCUUUCCUCUCGUGUAAGGCAUUCUCUAACAGAUGACAUGAACAGAGCAGAUGGGAUAGAGACAGACACUGGUUUAGAUUUCUUGUUCGCAGAUGCUAAGGUCAGUUCGGUGAAUGCAACAACUCCAAGUAGGAGCAGUAGGAUUUGGUGUAUGAGCAAAGUACCGCCUGAUGCUUCGCCUUGAUUUAGAGGGCUUUACUUAAGUUCGAUGCGUGCCACCUGAAGUUUCUCCUUCUUCUUUUUUUCUAUAUUUAUUUAGGUCCCUUUAAAUUAUGGAGUCUAAGAUAUUGUAAAUGUAUUGAUAACAUGCUCUAAACUAUGAAUAUUGGCAAUUUUGUUCAUAACUGUGGAGGAAAAAAAAACAUGAACUUUCAAUUUUAUUAUCUUUUCAAA